Molecule: messenger RNA, 2356 nt
Organism: Hippocampus zosterae (dwarf seahorse)
Lineage: Eukaryota; Metazoa; Chordata; Actinopteri; Syngnathiformes; Syngnathidae
Gene: ampd1
Product: adenosine monophosphate deaminase 1 (isoform M)
Exons: 15
Coding region: 146-2341 (731 amino acids)
Biological process (GO): AMP metabolic process; IMP salvage
Cellular component (GO): cytosol
Molecular function (GO): AMP deaminase activity
Source: RefSeq, a predicted model, not a curated record
UCCAGUAACAUGUGCGACCCCCAGGAGCUUCAUAUUGCUGUGACCCACCACUUGGACUGUGCACACUCACCAGCACGGCAGUGGUCCAGCGGUCGACCACCCUCCUUGAUUUAUUCCCCGGGAGACGUGCACGAAGCGAGUCACCAUGCCGAAAGUUCUGGUGCCGGAGAUCGAUGACAAGAUGCGGGCCUUUGCCGAGCAGAUCUUUGCAUCUGAGAACAAAGGCGAGGACAUCCGCGAUGAGAUCUCUGUCUUUGACGUGCCCGAGGACUGUCCCAUUCUCCACCAUGAAAUGGCACACCACCUUCAUGUUGAUGAUGAUCUUGAGAAGCGCAAGAAGCGCUUUCACAGCAUGGCCACGCCAAGGGCUGAUACCCACGCACGUGAGGUCCCUGUGAUGUCAGUGGAAGUGGACACACCCAUCUAUUUGGAAGUGCCGGACUUCCAAAGAGUGGCCAUCAUUGGGGACUACGCUUCUGGGGUUACAAUGGACGACUUUGAGCAGUCCUGCAAAGGUCUGUACCGAGCAAUGAGCAUCAGAGAGAAGUACAUGAGGCUGGCCUACCAGCGCUUCCCCCGGACAGCCUCGCAGUACCUUCGUGACAUUGAGGGCGAGGCCUUCAAGGCGGAGGACCAGGUGCAGCCCGUCUUCACACCCCCACCGAAGAAUGGCAAAGACCCGUUUGAUACCGCCGACCUGCCAGAGAAUCUGGGCUACGUCGCACGUAUGAAGGAUGGCGUCAUCUACGUGUACGACGACGUCAAAGCCGCGGACAAACAUCAGCCCAGAGACCUGCCAUGUGCUAGCUACACCACCUUCAUUGACGACAUGAAUUUUCUCAUUGCUCUGAUUGCUCAGGGUCCCACUAAGACUUACAGUCACCGUCGUCUCAAGUUUCUCAUGUCCAAGUUCAACGUGCACGAGAUGUUAAAUGAGAUGCAGGAGAUGAAGGAGCUGAAGAAGAACCCCCACAGGGAUUUCUACAACUGCAGAAAGGUGGACACUCACAUCCACGCCGCUGCCUGUAUGAAUCAGAAGCACCUUCUGCGCUUCAUCAAGAAGUCGUACCGCGUAGACGCCGACCGUGUUGUGCACAAACUUAAAGGCAAAGAGGUCACCAUGAAGGAGCUCUUUGAGUCGCUCAACCUGCAUCCAUAUGACCUCACUGUGGACUCAUUGGACGUGCAUGCUGGCAGACAAACCUUUCAGCGUUUUGACAAGUUCAAUGCCAAGUACAAUCCUGUGGGAGCCAGCGAGCUACGUGACCUCUACCUGAAGACGGAGAAUCACAUCAACGGAGAAUACUUUGCCACCAUCAUUAAGGAGGUAGCCAGCGACCUGGAGGACGCCAAGUACCAAUAUGCUGAGCCUCGUCUGUCCAUCUACGGCUGCACGCCCAACGAGUGGAAUAAGUUGUCCAGCUGGUUUGUCAAGCACAGGGUCUACUCUGCUCACCUCAAGUGGAUGAUUCAAAUUCCCAGGAUCUACGACAUCUUCAGAGGUAGGGACUUUGUCCCGCACUUUGGCAAGAUGUUGGAGAACAUCUUCCUCCCCGUGUUCCACGCCACCAUCGACCCAAGAUCCAACCCCGAGCUCAGCAUCUUCCUCAAGCAUGUGACAGGUUUCGAUAGUGUGGACGACGAGUCCAAGCACAGUGGUCACAUGUUCUCCAGUAAGAGCCCCAAACCAGAGGAAUGGGACAUUGCUAGGAACCCAUCCUACACCUACUACCUUUACUACAUGUAUGCUAACAUCGCCAUGCUCAACCAACUGCGGAGGCAGCGGGGAAUGAACACGUUCAUGUUCAGGCCUCAUUGCGGUGAAGCCGGCGCCAUCACUCAUCUGUUGGCUGCCUUCAUGACAGCUGACAACAUUUCGCAUGGCCUCAACCUCAAGAAGAGUCCAGUACUGCAGUACCUGUACUACCUGACCCAGAUCCCCAUUGCCAUGUCCCCCCUGAGCAACAACAGUCUGUUCCUUGAGUACGCCAAGAACCCCCUGCUGGAGUUCCAAAAGAAAGGCCUGAUGGUUUCCCUCUCCACCGACGACCCCAUGCAGUUCCAUUACACCAAGGAACCUCUGAUGGAGGAGUAUGCCAUUGCGGCGCAGGUUUUCAAGUUGAGCACUUGCGAUAUGUGCGAGAUAUCCAGGAACAGCGUGCUGCAGAGCGCGUUGUCUGACGAGGAGAAAAGUCACUUCUUGGGUCAGAACUACCUGAAAGAGGGCCCGGAAGGGAAUGACAUCCGUAAGACCAACGUGGCUCAGAUCCGUAUGGCGUAUCGCUAUGAGACCAUCUGUUAUGAACUCAACCUCAUCAAGGAGGGUCUGAAGACUGAAUAAAAAUAUGAAAAUAAA